AUCACCCAAAAGAGGAUGGAGCUCGGCGAGAUCGUUGUGACUGAACAUCCCAAUGAGAGGGAGCUGUACAAGAAGGAGAUGCCAAGAGCCCACGACCUGCUGUGGAGAAGUGGAAACUGGAUCCACCAUAGUUUUGGGUAUCUCACAGGAGAAAUGAACGAAUAUGGAGAGUGGAUGAAAAACAAGCCCUUAAUGGUUCAGCUGGUGGACUGGAUCUUGCGAGGGACCUCUCAGGUGAUGUUUGUCAACAACCCUCUCAGCGGGCUGAUCAUUUUAGUGGGGCUUUUCAUCCAGAGCCCCUGGUGGAUGCUCACAGGCUUCACUGGAACCACUGUGUCCACACUAACUGCACUGGCCCUCAGUCAGGACAGGCCAUCCAUCGCGGCUGGCCUGCACGGCUACAACGGGAUCCUGGUGGGCCUGCUCAUGGCCGUCUACUCUGACAAAGGGGACUACUACUGGUGGCUCCUGCCCCCUGUGGCAGUGAUUUCCAUGGCCUGCCCUGUACUGUCCAGUGCUUUGGGAUCCAUCUUCAGCAAAUGGGACCUUCCUGUUUUCACUCUGCCCUUCAACAUUGUGGUGACCCUAUACCUGGCAGCCACAGGACACUACAACCCCUUCUUCCCCACAACCCUCAUCAAACCUGUAGCUGCAGUGCCCAAUAUCACCUGGUCUGACAUCAAUGUGCCACUGCUCUUACAAUCCAUUCCAGUUGGGAUUGGUCAAGUGUAUGGUUGUGGAAACCCCUGGACUGGAGGCAUUUUCCUUGUGGCUCUGCUCAUCUCCUCCCCACUGAUUUGUUUGCAUGCUGCAAUUGGAUCAGCUGUGGGGAUGUUUGCAGCUCUGAGCAUUGCAUCCCCGUUUGACAGCAUCUACCUUGGCUUACACAACUACAACUGUGCCCUGGCCUGCAUUGCCAUUGGGGGCAUGUUCUACGCCCUGACCUGGCAGACACAUUUGCUCUCACUUGCCUGUGCAUUAUUUUGUGCCUACUCUGGAGCAGCUCUUGCUAACGCACUCGCUGUGCUCGGGCUGCCAGUGUGCACCUGGCCCUUCUGCCUCUCGGCGCUCCUCUUCCUGCUGAUCACCUCUGAAAACCCGGCCAUCUACAAAAUGCCCCUCUGCAAAGUCACCCACCCAGAAGCCAACCGGAUCUACUACCUGAGAAUGAGGAGAAGGGCCUCGGAGAGCAGGAGGGAAGAGCAGAAGCGAAAGGAGCAGAAACCCUCUGAGGGCUCAAAAAUUAUCAGUGGGGGCACCCCACUGUGCACCCCCAAGAGCCGCCACGCUCACUGAUCGCAGGCACACACAACCCUGCAGCCUGGGGGCAGCUUGGGGGCAGCUUUUCGGACACCACCCAGGCACAGCACAGCCACAAACACCACUUUUGCCAGCAGUCUGCAGGCUGGGGAUUCAGCAUUCCGCACUGGAGAAAUCGCAGUUUGCCCUUGAGCUAAGCUUUCCAAAAAGCACUCAGGUAACAUAAUAACAGCUGCCUUAUCAAUCCACUGGCUGUUAACUUGAAAGUCACCUCUUAUCAAUAAUAAUUAUAAGAAUAGGCAGAAGAACAUUAAAGCUGACAAGAGGCUGCAUUUAAUUUCAGAGGUGUAAUUUAACAAAAUAAAUAUGCUGAGAAGGCAUUGGUGUCUAAUAAUAAUAAAUAAUGUAAGAACUAAGUCAAGAGCUGCACUUCAAAUUAAGAGCAUGUAUAUUUGAAAGUGAAAUAAACAGACUGUUCUCUUCCUUU
Molecule: messenger RNA, 1747 nt
Organism: Passer domesticus (house sparrow)
Lineage: Eukaryota; Metazoa; Chordata; Aves; Passeriformes; Passeridae
Product: urea transporter 2-like
Exons: 8
Coding region: 16-1296 (426 amino acids)
Biological process (GO): urea transmembrane transport
Cellular component (GO): membrane
Molecular function (GO): urea transmembrane transporter activity
Source: RefSeq, a predicted model, not a curated record